Messenger RNA from Ictalurus furcatus (blue catfish), 3749 nucleotides. RefSeq names its product hypoxanthine phosphoribosyltransferase 1, like (gene hprt1l). The transcript is spliced from 8 exons. Gene Ontology annotation, biological process: purine ribonucleoside salvage; IMP salvage; GMP salvage. The record is from RefSeq and is a predicted model, not a curated record. NCBI's taxonomy places the organism in Eukaryota, Metazoa, Chordata, Actinopteri, Siluriformes, Ictaluridae. Gene Ontology annotation, molecular function: magnesium ion binding; hypoxanthine phosphoribosyltransferase activity. The coding region runs from base 433 to 960 and encodes 175 amino acids.
UACCUGACACCUACAUGAACACUUUACAGUUGGUUAUAUGACUGUAAGUCAUUCCCUUCAAAUGCUAUUGAAGUUAGAAUCGUGUAUAACAAUGUCGUAUGAAACUUUAGAGACGGUCCCUUAAUUUCCGCAUAUCUGCGAAUAUCGAACGUUCAACGUCACACCAACUUUAUUCCAGUGUUUUGUAUUGACUCUUCAUAAGGUGUAGUUACUUAUGCGCUGUUGAAACCAAGCAGUUUAUUAUUCAGGCCUUCACUGUCCCUUUCGGCCUUCCACACUACGCCUGAGGCUCUCCCUUUAAAUCAGAUUAUUAAGGAAACGGGAUUUUGACGUCACGGCUUUAAAAGUGCGGGGAGCGACUGGAGCGCGCGCAGAGACAAGCAUGACUUCAGAGGUAUCGUCAUAGUGAAGUGCAAGGACAAGCUGCUCGGUAUGGCCUCGUCUUAUUUAGAGAUAGAUGACGAGGACGAGGGGUAUGCACUGUGCCUGUUUUGUAUACCCAGACACUACGAAGAAGACUUGGACAGUGUUCUUAUUCCCAAUGGUCUCAUAAAGGAUAGGACCGAGCGCAUGGCCAGAGAUAUUGUUCGUGAUAUGGCAGCACAACAUAUCGUGGCCCUGUGCGUGCUGAAAGGAGGGUAUACAUUCUUUGCAGACCUGAUGGAUUACAUUAAGACACUGAAUCAGAACAGUGACAAGUCUAUGCCGCUGACUGUGGAUUUCAUUAGGCUAAAGAGCUACUCCAAUGACCAGUCGACAAACUGUGUAAAGGUUAUUGGAGCGGACGAGUUAACUGGUCUCAGUGGAAAGAAUGUGCUUGUGGUCGAGGAUAUUAUAGAGACUGGGAAGACGAUGGAAACUCUGCUGACGUUAUUAAAUGAAUGUCAACCCAAAAUGGUCAAAGUGGCCAGUCUACUUGUGAAAAGGACCCCAAGAAGCUCAGGAUAUCGUCCUGAUUAACACACUGUAAAGGACAUAAUCAACAAAUGGAGCACCACAGUGACCUCACCAAGAACAGGACAUUCCUCCAAAAACAUUCAGGUGUCUGCUAGUAAGAUGAAAAGGAAUUUCACCUUUCAGUACGACAUUGACCCAAAGCAUACAUCCAAAGCAACAGAUGAAUGGCUUAACCAAAAGACAAUCAAUGUUUUUGAAUGACCUAGCCAGAGCUCAGACCUGAAUCCAACUAAAAUCUGUGGGGUGACCUGAAGAGGGGGGCUGUGCACAGGAGAUGCCCUUACAAUUUGAUGGAUUUAGAAUGUUUUUGCAAGAAAGGGUGAGAAUUCAAAGUGUUCCUCACUGAUAGACUCCUAACCAAAAAGACUGAGUGGUGUAAUAAAAUUAAAAGAUGAUUCAACAAGGUAUUGGUUUGGUUAGUAUGGGUGUGCACAUAUGCAACUAGGUUAUUGUAAUUUAUUAUUUUUUUCCCCCCUAAACAGUUUCUUAUUGUUUUUCACUUUAUUUGUGUACUUUCCAAUAGAGUUCUGUAAACGUGAGCGCUAAAUCCCAGAAAGGAGUUAGCAUUUUAGCACUUCCAUUUCCACUGCGCCGAAGUCAGGGGCUUUUUUGAAUGGGGUUUUUGGUUAAAUGCCUGAAAUAAGGUCUGUGCUUAACACAAGCUCAAGAUAUAUUCAUGUUUUAUUCUUUGACAUAAAAUACAUCAGUAAUACCCCACUUGUGAUUUUAUUUAUUUAUUUUUUGGAAAGCUUUUACGCGUCUUGAAAAAGACGAUUGCUAACAACUGGCUUAAUGGGACUACAGAGUUUGUUGGGGACAUUAAAGGUCUUCACGCCAAACAGAAAAUCUCAUCUACUACAGCCUCGUUGUGUUUGUUCUCACACUCUUGCAAACUGUUCCAACUCAAACUUUCUAACUUGUAGAUUUAUCAAUUUAUAGUAUUUUCCAGUUGCUAGUUUUUUCUUUUCUUUUUUUUUUUUCCUUCUCUUUUUCAAAUCGUAGUGCUAUAAAGCUUCAUGGUGGUGACGUUGAAGUCAUGCGACUGUGGUGUGGUUCGUUUAUAGCCUAACUUUAGCUCUUUACUUCUGCCGAUUGUAUUUAGGCUUCAGAAUUCAUAGAAGUUGUGUUCAUUUUGUGAAGAUUAUCCUGAUGAGCAAAAGGUUUAUGAAUCUUAAACCUUUGUUGGUUUCACAGUUUAUUUUCUGCAAUAAUCCAAAAGACGGUGGAAAAAUCCUACUGGUUUUUUUGUCGAGGGAACCAGGGUGAUGCUAUCAUCAUCCCUUCAGCACUCGAUUGCACAUUAAAGGGGAGAACAGAUCUGACAUGAUUUAUCUUAGUGUCAUUCUCUUACUUCACAAAAACCUGUCAUUGUAGUAGGGGUGUGUAGACUUUUUUUAUAACCACUGUAUCUGCUGUAAACAUUCCUACUCACUACAAUUGUGGUGCGUUUCAAUAUUUUAUGGUAUAAAUACUGGAAAAAUCCUCUCCCGAUGAUGCACUUUGGAGGUGGAAGUCCAUUUUGAAAGAGUAGAACUGAUUUUAGGGCGUAUCUUUGUGAGAGAGCACACACUGCCUCACGAACCAGAGAGUAAUGGUACAGAUUGCUAAAUGCUGCAAAAAAAAAGCAUUACAUUCGAGCACAGUACUCUAGAAACAGAAAUAAAAACUGCACAGUAAUAAUUCAUAAUUCAAAGCUCAAUUUCAAACCACAGUCGAGCUUAAAAACUUGCAGAAAAUCAUAAAUAACCAGUGCAUAUGCAUAAUUUACACACACAUCCUCUUUGGGUUGUAUUUAAAAAAAAAAAAGUAAACUUGAUGGAAAUGGAUUACGUGCACUUUUUAACCAAGUGUGUGCAUUUUACAGUGUAGUGAAACUUGCAGUGUACAGGCCAACAUCAAAGUACAAUUUGCAGCAAUGCAGUUUAAUUUCAGCGCAAACACCUUCCAUCACACCGCAGGAAAGCUGCCCGUCUGCACAUUUGCUCAUGUCGGCAGAAAACAUUUUCACUUCAACAAUGUGAAUAUUAUAUGCGAUGCACAAAAGUGUGUAAUCUGACCCUGAAACGGUUCGAAGCGUUUUUUCAUUUAACAUCAACUUAAACAAGAGUUUGAUUCCAGAAUGACCUGUUAAUGCUGGAAAGUGUUUUCAUGGGUUUAACCCCAAUAGUGUUUACUCAGGUUGCCACUGCUGCUAUCAUUGCUGCUUAUCGUGAAUGAAUUUAUUUAGUUGUGGGUUGAUGAUGCUGUAAAUCGAUAGCUUGUCUACACUGCAAAGAAAUGACAUCAUAGCAAGUGGAAAUACCUUAAAUAUAGUCAAAUUUAUCUUGUUUUUUUCUAUUAUUAUAAGAUUACAAUAAACCAAAUGUAAGAUUAUGAAACCUAUUUCGAGCCAUUUGCACUCGAGCUUGAAAUAGUCUUUAUUAUAUUGGCUGAUAAAUGCUUAAAAUGAGUGAAAUUAUUUCUAAAAAGAAGCAAAGUUAUCUGCCAAUAGAAUAAUAAAUUGACAAGCCUGAAGUGUAUUAUAUUAAUGUCUAGAAAUGGGUUUAAUGAUUUUAUAUUUGGUUUACUGUAAUCUUAUAUUAAGGCAUAUUAUUUUUAUUUUAUUAAAUUUGACAAUAUUAAAGAUAUUUUCACUUGCUAAGAUGAAUUUUUUUUAUGUUGAGUAUAUAAAAUAAAUAAAUAGUCAUUUUAGACUCCAGUUCAUAUUCCCAGCUGAGAGCUGUGGAGUUGUUCAACCCUAAUCACUCUUGCAUUUUAGUGGUGUAGAUUUGACCUUUUAUGACCUUGUCUUU